AUGAAUACAUAAAGACUCCCUCAUUUAUAAUCUCCAAGGAGACCUCAAACGAAAGCAAAAUAAAAAUCCAUUACUUUGAAUUUAACAAUCAAGGAUUCUCUAUAAGAAAUAUCAACAUUACGUACAACUACUUAGAGCAGAUCAAACAUUUAAUUAUCGUAAACUGAUAGAGUGAAAACAUAUUCUGAUGUUUCCUAUCUUAAUUUAAGAAAUACUCCCUCUUAAAAAUAUUCUAUAUCUUCUACAAAAAUACCCUUAAGCAAUAUUGCAAGAGAUCCAUAAUUAUAUGAAUUUGUAAAAUUAUCGGUUAUAUAUUUAGCAUAAUUAAGUUAACAAAACUAAUAUUUACACAUCAAUUAUUAAGGAAAAUGUGAAAGGUACAUUUAUAGAUAAUCCUACAGAAUUAAAAAUGCAUGAGAAAACAAUUGAUUUUUCGCCUUUACUCCAAAACAUCAAGAUACAUUAAUUUAAAUACUAUCUUCAGUCAAUUUUACAAUAAGAAUGCAAAACUAUCUUUGAUUCAAAAUGUCCUCCAAAUAGAUAGCAAGCUAUUGAUCUAUUGAAGUGGUUUGAUUAAAUGAUUUAAACUUUAAACACUGACAAUUUACAAUUAAUAACUGACUUAACAAAUUAAUUAUAAUUAGUAUAUUAAACUUGUAUUCAUGAAUUAGCUAGGUAAAUAUCAUAUGAAUGCAAAGAAAGAGGAACUUUAUUAUUAAUUAUUUGGAAUUCAUUUGUAUCUUUUAUAGAUAUGCUUAUUUAAAAUGUUGCAAUGAAUUAUGAAGAAAUGGAAAAAUAAUAAAUAGAUACUGUUUAAAGAAUUUAAAAGACAAAUUAAAUCUUUGUAUAAUAAUUACAAUAAGAAAUUAAUCAAUUAAAAUAAUAAAUAGAAUAAUUACAAUUAGAGAAAUCAGAAUUAAAUGAUAAAAAUAUAUAUUUAUCAAAAAAGAACCUUUAAUUGACUAAUGAAAUCAAAUUAUUGAGUACUUAAUUAGAUGAAAUGACUGAUAAUCAUAAUAAAGUAUAUAAUGAAUUAAUUUAAACAAAAUUGUAAAUAGAAACUCAUUCAUCAUAAUAAACAACUGAAAAAAUUAAAAUUGGAAUUCAAGAAGGUUAAUCUGUUGUAGCACAUCUAUUAUCAAUGAAAAAUACAAUGUUUUCAAAAUUAUAAAAGAAAACAUCUAUUCAAUUUGAAAAAGUUGAAUAAUUAAAAGAAGAUGAAGAAUAUUUUAAGUAAGGAUUAUCCAAAACUGAUCUUGAUUAAUUGAAUUCAACAUUUUAAUAAUAAAAUAUGUUAAAAUUACAAUCAAAGGCAAUACUCCCUAUUAAUACAGAAGAUAGUAUAAUAUUUAAUUUAUCUUAGAGGAUGUUUAAACAGAUUAAUCUUUUGUAUUUUUAUUUGAUCAUAUAGAAGAUUUAUUUAAUCAAAGAUAAACAGAUUCAUAUACAAAUAUGUAAUUAUUUAUAUAAAAUUUUAGAUAGAUUUCUAAAAAUGAGAUAAUGUAAAAUUAUAAAGAUUAAUUAAUUCAACUAUUACACUUUUGUAAUAAUAAUUAGAUGGAUUAAGAAAUUGAAAUAAAAAAGAAAUUAAUAGAAUAGAUGUUAGAAUUGUAAGAACAAAAAGUCAAUGCUAAAUAUUACGAAUAAACUUUGUAAGAAGCAACUUAAGAAUUUAUAGAAUUACUUAAAAAAAAGAAAUAGAAAAUAAGGAAACUUAAGAAAAGUUAAACAUAAUUAUAAAAUCGUCUUAAUUCAAGUAAAUUAAAACAUAUACUUUUAAAGUGCAAAGUGAAAGUAGUCCUCCUAAAUAAGAUAUUCCAUAAGUACUAGUAAAUUCCCCUGGAGUGAAGACACCUUCAUUUAGAAAUUCUUUAGUUUUAAAUUAACAAGAUGUUUUAUAAGAAGAUAUUAUCGAAAGUGAUGAAAAAAACGAAGAAGAUUCAAUUAUUCAAAAUAUAUAAUAAAAUUAGAAUAUUAAAGAAUCAAUCUUUGAUUUAGAUCAAUUAAAUAAUUAAUAAUAAAAUUUAAAUGAAGAAUAAUUUAAUCCUAUAAAGAAUAACAUUUAUUAAGAGGAUUAUCUAAUCAAUAAAGAUAUAAAAGACAAUUAGUAUUAAGAUAAUAACAAUUAAGAAGAUAAAAUUGAUAAUCAUUUUGAGGAAUUAUAGAAUACUUAAAAUAAGAAUAAUUUAAACACUAGUAUGAGUAGAAAAAAUAGUAGAAGUAGUUAAAGUAAAUUAAGUAUUGAAGACUUAGAAUCUCAAAAUUAAAAAUAAAAAUCUAUUCCUUCUAAUAAGAAUUAAUCAAAUAGAAAAUCUUUAUAAAUAAAAAGCUUAUCAGCUAUUAAAGAUUUAGAUGAUGAACCUAAAUAAUAAUAAUUGAAAAGAAAACUUUCUAAAGUUGUAAAAUAAACACAAUAAAAAUCUAAUAAUACAAUAAAUACUCUUGAUUAAUCAAGUGAUGCUAAUGAUAGUGAAAAUUUAUCAUUAGUUUCUAGUGAUGAUUUGUCAGAAAAAGCAAAAGAAGAAGAGAUUAAGAAAAUUGAGAAAAUAAGAAAUCUUGUAUAAUAAUAUGGAGGAAUCAAUAUUUAAAAAAGAAGAUUUACAAAACCAUUGGCAAUUAAGUUAUCAUUAUUAUCUGAUUUAAAAAAAGAAAGAAGAGUUAAAAGAAUUUAUAGUUAAAAUACAGAUGCUGCAAAUUCAUUAUUACAUGAGGUUAUGAAUAUCAAAUUUAAAAAACAAAAGGAUUCAAUAAUACCAAUUUCAUCAAUUAUUAAAAUAUUUAACACUAUAAUAUCUGAUACUGCUAAAAAUUAAGAAGGAUAUAAAAUACCAUUACAUGUUAGUAUUUAUGAUUUUUUCUUAAAGAAAUAUGGAUUUAAAAAUGUAGCUGAAAAAAAAAUUAAAUAGGUAUUUAUAUAUAUAUAUUAUUAUUUAGUUACUUUAAUUUAUAUUUCAUAAGAAAAACUAAUACCCAAAAUUAUGUUUGAUCUCAAGAUUAUGUUAUAUGGAUGAUGAAAUGGAUGAGGCUGUUUAUAAAUUAAUUGUUGAAUCAAUUAAGUAUUUUCAUAAUAAGUAAGUAUUUAAUUUAUGUAGAGAAAUAUAAUUAAAUAAACCUGAAAUAAAUUUAACACAUGAAUAACUCAUUGAAUAUUGCAACGAUUUUCUAUAAUAACUUCUAGGUUAAAAUUAUAUCACUUAACUUUUACAAUAAUUUAAGCAAAAUAAUAAUAAAUGUAUUUGUACUUGAUAUAUCAGAGACAUCAUAUUUGAAAAUGUAAUGAUCUAAGUAAUGAACUUGUAUUUUUAAAAAAAAAGAUAAUGUGAAGAUAGUUUAAAAUUAAUAUUUCAAGCUGCAGAUUUGGAUGGAAAUAAUCUUAUUGAAUUCUCAGAAGUAUUACUUUUACAUUCUAAUAUUUAGUUUAAAAAUUUAUAUAAAGCAAUACAUCCUAAUAUAUAUGAUAAAAAUGUAGCAUUGGAACAAUUCAUAAGUUAUGCUGAUUAUAUAGAAGAAUUAUCAAAAAAUAAAAUGAUUACUCUACCAAGAUUUGCAGAAAUGGCAAUAGAAUUAAAUUUAUUUUCUAAAGAAUAAAUAAAUUAAUAUAGUAAAGGAUAUGAAACAUUAUUACAAGAAUGGGAGGAAUAAAAAAAUUUUAUUAAAUUUAGAUAUUUAAAAGCUGAAAAGUUUCCAAAAGUUAAAUUCACUUUUAAUUUAUUAACAGAAUAAAUUAAUUUAUUAAAAAAUAAAUAAAAAACUACUCAUGAUCCAUAAAGUAAUUAUUAAUCUAACUUAUUAGCAUUAUGGGUGAGCUACAAAUUAUUGUAAGAGAAAUCACAAAGAGUUGUUUUAAAGUAUUGAUUAUUUAUAUUUUAGCCAUGAAAUCAGAGAAUGCUUUUUUGAUUUAGUUCCUCAUGAGUUAUGGAUAAUAUAAUAAGGAUAUAGAGCAAUAGAAGAAUUAUGUAUAUGA
This is a messenger RNA of Paramecium primaurelia, 3964 nucleotides long. Lineage: Eukaryota; Ciliophora; Oligohymenophorea; Peniculida; Parameciidae. The record is from the annotation of a GenBank genome assembly.